AUGCCCUUCACAGCCGGCCUGACCUGCCGCAACGAGGGGUACGCUUGGGUGUUAGCUUUUUGCGUCGGUGUGCGGUGCGGUGGCAGUAAUGAAACGGGCCCCUACUGUACGCAGGCCUUGCAUUGGGUCGGGUCAGUGAACCCGCCCGCCCACUAUCGGGGUAAAUAUGCCGAAUGCACAGAUGCGCGCGCCGCCUUCCACCCCGCCGCCCCCUAUGCUCCCCGGCGCCGUUGCACUCGGCACGCAUCCAUACCCCCCUCCGCCUUUCACCCUCCCCCCCUCACGUUCCAACUCAAAACUCCUAAU
Molecule: messenger RNA, 306 nt
Organism: Iphiclides podalirius (scarce swallowtail)
Lineage: Eukaryota; Metazoa; Arthropoda; Insecta; Lepidoptera; Papilionidae
Source: the annotation of a GenBank genome assembly